AUGCACAGCUUUGUAGGAAAACCUGUUGUCUUCAACCUGCGACCUCUGAGUCAGAGAUCGCGGGCACGAUCGGUCUUGCACGCCCCCCCCCCUCCCCACCGAUUCGCCGUGCCCGCGCGCCACUGGGUGCGCGCAGGACCCGUCCCUACAGCAGCGGAGAGCAGCGCAUCCAUCCUGCCGUGGAGCCGGGAGCGUGGAGCCGCGAGGAGCGCACAGAGAGAGCGACAGAACAUGGAUGGAGUGGGAUCGUUCGGAGCGGGCCGGGCCGGGUCCACCAUCGACCCGAUUACCUUCGCCAAACAGCCGCAGACCAUCCUCAGAGUGCUGUCCUGGAUAUUUUCCCUGGUGGUCUUUGCCUCCAUCGUGAACGAGGGUUAUGUCAACAUAGGCAGCGAGCGUCUCUACUGUGUCUUCAAUAAGAAUGCCGAUGCCUGUAACUACGGUGUGUUCGUGGGCCUGGUGGGCCUGCUGGCGUGCUCCUUUUUCUUCCUACUCGACUACAAGUUCUCCUCCAUCAGCUCCGUCAAAGACAGGAAGAAGGCGGUAAUGCUUGAGAUCGGCUUCUCAGGUGAGGAGGCAACCGUGUGCAGUCGUAUUUACUGA
Xiphias gladius (swordfish) is the source of this 603-nucleotide messenger RNA. RefSeq names its product synaptogyrin 3a (gene syngr3a). The record is from RefSeq and is a predicted model, not a curated record. Lineage: Eukaryota; Metazoa; Chordata; Actinopteri; Istiophoriformes; Xiphiidae. Gene Ontology annotation, cellular component: synaptic vesicle membrane; neuromuscular junction.